AUGCAGAUGUUGAAAUUAGAAAUAGCUCUUUGGAGGUGGUGCACCCUAUGUAUAGAAAAAAACAUAGAAUUGUUAGGACCAGACAUACGGAGAAAAGCUCUGGAAUUUAAUGAAAUUUUAAGCAUAGAUCCUCAUUUUAAAGCCUCUUACCAGUGGUUGCGAAAAUUGAGAGAACGUUACAAUAUUUCUCAACUGAAUGUAAUGAAAUAUUUUAUGAGCCCAACUAAAGAUGGAUUGUGUAGUUUCAAAAAUUAUCUUAAAAGAUUGAUGCUACAAAACAAGGUCGCAUUGCAGAAUGUUUACAAUGUCAGUUACACAGAAAUCUUGUGGAAAGCAGUACCAGAAAAAACUUCGAUUUUUGACCGUGCAAAAUGGACAGGAGACCAAGAUAUGUGCGAAGAUCACGUUACUAUACUUCUUUGUACAAAUGCUACCGGAUGUCACAAGUUGCCGGUACUAAUAAUUGGCAGCAUUGCGGAACCGCAAGGUUCAUCCAUUUUGAAUGAUGGCAUCUCAACUACCUACAAAGUAAAAGCCAAUGCUUGGUUGGACAAUAUUAUUUUCAAUCAAUGGUUCGAAGAAUAUUUCUUAAAAUCAGUUAAAGAAAGACAAGAGAAGAACGGGCGCAGGCAAGAAACGGUGUUGUUACUAGAUAAUAAUAGGGUGGCUCACAAUCUCAAAGAUCUAAAUAAAAAAGAUAAAUUCGUUAAAGUUGUGUGUAUUCCAUUUGACGUAUCACUACAUAUGCUCCCAUUGAAUAAUGAAGUAAUCUCCUGUUUCAAGCGAAUGUACCGAAGAGAAUUGGUGCUAACAUUAAUGCUAUUACCUGUCUGGAAUACCGAAGAAGAAGUGAUAGAGACCCAUAAAAAAUUAACCUUGUGGGAUAAUAUGUUACUAAAAGACGUAAAAGAAGUAACUGCAUACAUGCGUACCUUACCUGGAUGCGAACGAAUCACUGAAAAUUGUGUGUUAAACUGGUUUAAUGUUGAAGACGUACGUGAUAUAGUCAUGAAGAUAUGUACCGACGAAGUUCUUCAAAGUUUUGGAAACACAGAUAUUGUCAACGAUGAAGCUGGGCCUUCUCAUUCGAAGAUUCCAAAGGUGGACUAA
Molecule: messenger RNA, 1110 nt
Organism: Bombus pyrosoma
Lineage: Eukaryota; Metazoa; Arthropoda; Insecta; Hymenoptera; Apidae
Product: jerky protein homolog-like
Exons: 2
Coding region: 1-1110 (369 amino acids)
Cellular component (GO): nucleus
Molecular function (GO): DNA binding
Source: RefSeq, a predicted model, not a curated record